AUGGGAUCAAGCAAGCCAGCUGUGCCUGAUGGUACAUUUGCAUCCACUACUCAGCCGUACAGGAAUGAAGCAAAGGUUUUCCAAACACAGCUGCAGUUCAAUAGAAACGUUCCUGCAGCUCCAGAGAACUUGGCUCUCAGAUUCUCAAACCCCCGUCCAGUUAUAAUAGAAAAACUGAAAGCUUCCAAUGAUCAGAGAGAUCUGACUGGAAGUAAAGAGCCCAGCCUGAGAAGCUCUAGCAUGUUUUCAGUGGUAUCUGAAGAGAGACUGAAAUUGGCUGUGCAGCUAGCCAAAAGGGACAUAAAACGAAGACGUCUCGAAGAGCAAGUGAAACAGCAAGUGUUUGGAGAUGCAGGCAAUAAACCAUUGUUGGCCCAAAAGUUACAACAGCAGAAGACUGAAGUAGUUGAAAGUCCAGAAAAUAAAAAUGCUUUGAAGUCUCAAACUUGCAUGAAAUACCAGCAGAAUCUCAGUCAGCCCUCCAAAGUGGAGACUACCAGCUCUGGUGCUAAGGUUUAUAUCUACACACCCAGUGGAGGAAAGCUAAUACCAGCUGGUUUGGACUCUUCACCCUCCCAUGACACAAAGCAGGACCCUAAGCCAAAUGAGAACAGGCAAGAGGAUAAAAGUAUGCAGGAAGUCCGACAGCUACGUAAGGAAUUGAGGAGCUAUGUCCAGAAAAUUGAAGAACUGACCAAAAAAGGGAGAGAGAGAGAAAUUUUAGAUCCUGAUGAAGAGCAACGAGUUUGUGCUAGAAGGCAGAAACAAGCUGCACGCUCAGCACGGAUGCUGUAUGUGCUCCAGCAGCAGGUAAAAGAAAUUCAGGAUGAUUUAGAGAAACUGAGUGCUCAUAAAAUCAAACAUACUAAAAAGUCUCAAGCAGUGUCCAGGCUGGCAGCAGCGCACAGAGGAGCCGUAAGAGCCUUGCACACGUUUGCCAAUCAUUUUGCAGAUCAAGCAGAGCAGCAGGUUCCUGCCCACUACAGGGAGCUGGGCAGCCUCAUUCGACAGCUGUCUCUCUGUUCUGCCAAACUAGAAGGGGAUUCCUCCAUUUCUGAUGUCAUCAUUGAUAUCUUGCUGCAAGUCGAGGAUCUGGAGUCACUGCUGGAAAAGAAACAAACACCCAAAAAGGUGAAGAAAUGUGUUGCAGCAUCUCAGGGCAAAUCUCCAAGUAACACUGAGACAUUUCCAGCCAGAAAGCAGCUCCCAUCUCCAAAAAGAGAACAGAAACUUCUCAUCUUAAAGGGACAGCACAGGCAAGAACAUAGAAAACCUGCAGCUGCCAGGAGUCUCUUGACUGCAGUUCAGAAGGCAAACAGUUGUGCUCAUCUAUUGCACAAUAAAUUCCCAGAAGGAAAGGAUCCCCCUACUCCAGAGAGCAAAGGACCCCCCAGCUCCACUUCACGAGGAAGAAAAGAUGCAUUGGUGAGAGCUGGAGCUGGAAGAAAGGAUCGUAGCCUUGAAAGUGGCUCUUUGAAGAAGAAAGGGAUGUGCUUACCUAGCAAAUCACAGGGGAUGCUGAAAUCUCUGCAGGCAAGGCAGGUGCAGCCUGGAGGGAAGCGUGCCCGGUUCCAGGAGACCACCAUAGCCUCCCAGCUGAAGGAGACCCAACGGCCUGUGAAGGAGGGCAGGGUGCCCUGCGUGCCCCCACGCCCGGCGCCCCCACCCGUGGCACCCCAGCGGUCACAAAGUGUUUCCCCAGCCCAGUUUGCAGACAAAGUUGGGAUGGCAGCACAGGAGAACUUAGAACCUCUAGCAGACAGGACACAGCAGGUCACAGCAAAUGCAGAUAUUCUAAAUGAAAAGCUAUUGGAUGAUCUUUUGGAAGAUACUGCUCAGGAACUGUGGGGUACAGAGCAGUGUGAGAGACUCCAGACCAAAGCUGUGCCUAUGGCUGACACUCCCAGUCUGGAGGCAAUGUUGCAAAGAAUGGAAGAAAUUGAAAGGUACCAGGAGGCGGUGCGCCGCAGGUUCACCCAGAUCCUGUACAGCGAUCCGGCCGCCUGGGCCCGGGAGGACCAAACAGAACAACAGAUGGCAUCAAUUGCUCAAAGACCUACAUCUCCUCAUCCAAUUCAGCUAACCAAAUUAAAUGGACACUCAGAGCCAGAAAGGGACAUUUUCUUUGGGAAGCCUUUUGAUAGCAAUGAUAUUGAUGAAAACAAAGAAGCAGAGGAGGAACUGCAGACUGGAAUUGCCAUUCUGCAGCCCUGGACUCGGAAUUCCCCACGGGAAGAGGGCUGUGUGGCUCUCUCUGUGCCCAAGGCCAUGCUCAGGAGCAUCUCUGAGUACAACAGCAGAUACAAGCAACACUUGAAACUUACUUGCCAUGAGGCAGUUGGCAGUUUUGAUCCAUGGCAGAUUGCUGAGAGCCUUGCAGAUCAGCUGACAGAAGAAGCCCUCUGUGAUGUGGCAGCAGAGCUGCAGGAUGUUUGUGAGGAUUAUGCAGAAGCUGUGUUCACGUCAGAGUUUUUGCAGCCAGCACAGUAA
Messenger RNA from Indicator indicator, 2490 nucleotides. Its product is annotated as KIAA0753 ortholog. The coding region runs from base 1 to 2490 and encodes 829 amino acids. The record is from RefSeq and is a predicted model, not a curated record. Gene Ontology annotation, biological process: centriole replication; protein localization to centrosome. The transcript has 14 exons. Lineage: Eukaryota; Metazoa; Chordata; Aves; Piciformes; Indicatoridae. Gene Ontology annotation, cellular component: centriolar satellite.